This is a messenger RNA of Amphimedon queenslandica, 1453 nucleotides long. RefSeq names its product BEL1-like homeodomain protein 9. Gene Ontology annotation, cellular component: nucleus. The record is from RefSeq and is a predicted model, not a curated record. NCBI's taxonomy places the organism in Eukaryota, Metazoa, Porifera, Demospongiae, Haplosclerida, Niphatidae. The transcript has 3 exons. Gene Ontology annotation, biological process: cell development; neuron differentiation; regulation of transcription by RNA polymerase II. Bases 265 to 1236 code for a protein of 323 amino acids. Gene Ontology annotation, molecular function: RNA polymerase II cis-regulatory region sequence-specific DNA binding; DNA-binding transcription factor activity, RNA polymerase II-specific.
AUUAUUCUCAUUAAGUGGAUUAAUUUAAUGAGGCGCAUGUUAUUAUGUCGCGUAGUAUAAAAAUAAUAAUUACAAAAACUGUGUAGCCAGUCAUCAGGAAUUCAGGUUAAGGCUGCUGCUAUAUAAAGGGUGGAUGUUCCAAGGCCAACAGCAGUCAGUUCAAGUAGUACUGUCAUCAGCUUUGCAACACACAAAAGGAAGAGACCAGUGUGCAGCAAUCAGCAUACAAGCUACUGAAGGAGAUAAGCAGGUCUAUUGCACUACAUGUCAGACCAGCAUUCACUAGCGGGGCAUAGUCACCACCAUCUAGGGAGCAGCAGCUUAAAGUUGUCUUCUUCUUCAUCACCUUCUUCCAGUUCUCUUGCUACCGGAGGUAGUGGUUCUAGUGGAUCGUUGAGUGGUUAUUCAGCUGCAGGGUCAAUAACAAGGAGAAUGAGAAAUACUGCAGUGCUAGUCAAGUGGAUCGAGGACCACCAGUCCAAUCCAUACCCAACUAAAGCAGAGAAGCAAUAUCUAGCCUACUAUUCAGGGAUGAACAUGACUCAACUCUCGACUUGGUUCGCAAACGCCAGGCGGAGGAUCAAGAAGAUAGGAAUGAAGACGUGGCUUGAGGGGCGCUCCACAUUCUCACUCGAUUACUUCCCAACUCCUCGGGCGAGCUCCAUAGGCUCUCUGGACUCAUUUACAGCUGGCUCUUAUCAUGGGCUAUCCUCAUCUCCAUAUGCAUCUGCUGCAGCUGCUACUUACGGUGCUUUAACCAAUGGCCUUCAUUCCAGCUACCCAAGUCAACAAAACACACUUCUCUCAGGAGGUUCAGGCAUGACAAGCCACUUGACUAAUGGCUUAGGGGGAACGAGCUACGAUUCAAGCACCCUCCAACCCACGUCUUCUACCACUCCGCCUCUUAGCGGGUUUUAUGGCACUCGGUCAAUGAGUUUGGGUAUGCCAGCCCUACCAGUUGGCCAGUGGCCAUCUACCCCUAUACUCUCUUCGCCUCCUGUAUCUUUCCACAGUCGUCCCUCAUCUGGUAACACAGCUCCCUUACACUCUCCAUUGACUGCACAGGUCUAUAGUGCAGACACUUCUUUGAGAACUCACUCGGCACAAAGUAUCGACGUCGGAGACUCAUCGUAUUCGUCGCUACAGCAGCACUCUCCCGAUCAAAUGUUACCCGAGUGUGCAUCAACAGAGCCAAUGCUCUCGGAUCACAAAAGUGGAGUGACACUUCAGAACUAGCUAUAUUCGCAAUUUUUGUAUUUCUCUGUAUGUAGCAUCUUUCAUACAUUAUAUGCAUUUUGUUAGUCACUCUAUUAUUCACUCACAAUAAAGGAGAAAUGGCAGCAGCUGGCUUUUUCAUUAUACCUUCACUUUUCUAUUAUCUUGUCAUGUUAUCACUCUCUAUAUACCUUUCUUUUACUUGAUAUUCUUUUCUCUAUCCCUCUUUUGCAUCUUA